Pygocentrus nattereri (red-bellied piranha) is the source of this 2633-nucleotide messenger RNA. It is a transcript of the gene prdm1c, whose product is annotated as PR domain containing 1c, with ZNF domain. Gene Ontology annotation, molecular function: RNA polymerase II cis-regulatory region sequence-specific DNA binding; histone deacetylase binding; DNA-binding transcription factor activity. Bases 105 to 1007 code for a protein of 300 amino acids. Gene Ontology annotation, biological process: regulation of transcription by RNA polymerase II; cell fate commitment. The transcript has 4 exons. Gene Ontology annotation, cellular component: cytoplasm; nucleus. NCBI's taxonomy places the organism in Eukaryota, Metazoa, Chordata, Actinopteri, Characiformes, Serrasalmidae. The record is from RefSeq and is a predicted model, not a curated record.
CGUUGACGCACACAGGUGGAGGAGGAGAGGAGGGAUAGAAGAGGAGAGAAAAAGAAGAAGACACUUCUCCAAGACGAUAAAAAUCACGAUUGAAGAGUCCAGUGAUGACGACGACGACGAUGAAGAAGAGAGGUCACACAGUGUCAGAGAUAUUGGCAAGGGACUUCUGUCCACCAAGCCGUCAGUCAGCCUAUUAUCUGAGAGAGAAUUACCCCCCACACCAAUACAGGGCAAUACCACUGACCUCUAUAAGUGGCUCGGCACCUUCUUCGCUCAUUAAAAUAGCACCAUAUGCUGCUGGACAGCCGUGGCCUUACUAUGCACAACCACCCAGCUAUGGGCAUUUUUCAUUCAUUCCUCACCUCCGACUGUGCCAGCAGCCAAUGGGACUUGACUGGAUGCUACAUCAAAGGACACUCCCACAAACUUGCGUAAUUCUAACUAAUAAGAUCAAAGACACCAGAGUUUCUACUUCAGUAGAAUUAAAAAUGCUAGAUUUCCCCUCAAUGCCACAUAAUCAGGUCCAAAAGGUCAUUACUAAUGCGACCAGUCAGCCCACUUUUGACGUGGACACAUCCCUCAUCCCUGAACUUCUCAACUCCAGCACAGUUCCCCAAGGAACCCAGGCUGAAGGGGCCUUAGAUCUGAGCACUAAUAGAGGCAGUGAGGUGGAAGGGGUCAGGAAACAGCCCUACCCAUUACAGAGGCAGAACGGGAAGCUCCGGUAUGACUGUAACGUUUGCGGGAAGAACUUCAGUCAACUGUCCAACCUAAAGGUCCACCUGAGGGUCCACAGUGGAGAGAGGCCAUAUAAAUGCUUGACCUGCAGGAAAGACUUCACUCAGCUGGCUCACCUGCAGAAGCACAGGCUGGUGCACACUGGGGAGAAACCAUACAAGUGUCCGAGCUGUUCUCGACGUUUCAGCAGCAGCAGUAAUCUGAAGACUCACCUGAGGCGCCACAUAUGUUUCCAUCCUAAACACCAAGCACCGAGCACAUUCACCUGAGAGGAACAGUUUGGUGAAAAAUCAGAUGCAUACAAUUUCCUCCCUUACUACAAAUGGCCAGCCGAGACAUGUUUGGCGUCUGAUGUUUGCUCCUUUAGCUUUACACUGGAGCUCUGAGGCUAAUGUAGCUAAUAAGUACUCGGCGCUUACAGCCCAAUAAUGAGCAGUGUGCAAACUGCUUAUAUCAUCACACACUUGCCUGAACUGAAUGGGGUUGUCAAGAAAUUUCCAAAAGGCCUGAUUAUGUGGUUUCUGACACUGUUUUACCCACUGUUAUCCAAAACUAUGCUAGGAUAGCUAAAACAUGAGCAGGAGGCCUAUACUAUUGUCCAUAGAGGUUUACUUAACAUCUCCACACGGUUUAAGGCAAGUGUGUGAUGAUUUGAGCAUGCACCUUCCAAGUCAGCAAAGUUUUUCUGGCCCACUUGUGGACCACAUCCUUGCUGCGUCCUUGGCCCAGAUUUGGCCCACACACUGUACAACAAGCACAACUAACAAAUCUGACCCAACUACAUUGUUGAUCCACAGGAACUAGCCCACAGAUAGCUAGAUAGCAGAUAGUUUUGGGCCGAUUCUGGCUUUCCUAUGUGAGUGUAGGUUAAUUACCACAGGAACGGACCCACAGAUACCCAGAUAGCAGACAGUUUUGGGCCUUUUCUGGCAUUCCUACAUGAGUGUUGGUUGACUACCACAGAAACUAGCCCACAGAUACCUAGAUAGCAAAGAGUUUUGGGCCGAUUCUGGCUUUCCUGCAUGAGUGUUGGUUGACUACCACGAGAACUGACCCACAGAUACCCAGAUAGCAGACAGUUUUGGGCCUUUUCUGGCAUUCCUACAUGAGUGUUGGUUGACUACCACAGAAACUAGCCCACAGAUACCUAGAUAGCAAAGAGUUUUGGGCCGAUUCUGGCUUUCCUGCAUGAGUGUUGGUUGACUACCACAAGAACUGACCCACAGAUACCCAGAUAGCAGACAGUUUUGGGCCGAUUUUGUGGGACAAUUCUGGCGUGAAUGUUGCGGAUCAACAAUGUAGUUCGGCCAGAUUUGAGCCAUCCUUUAGUUCUACUCACUUUACAGUGUGUGGGCCAGAUUAGGGCUGAGGACCCAGCAGUAUGCUGGGCCAGAACAAAUCAAGGAUGUAGCCCACAAGUGGGCCAGACAAAAUUUGCUAACUGAAGAUAAACACGAGGCAAAGCCAUACGAAGCUGUGCAGCAUCUGGCCCACAUUCCUAACAUCAUCCAACACUAGGAUACUAGUAGGAACGCCAGAAUCUGUGCAAACUAAAGCAGCAAAUUUCAGACGCGAAAAAUGUCUUGUCUGAUUGGCUAAAUGUGUAAAUUUGAUUUUUUGUCCCAAACUAUCACUGGCCCCUGCCCACCGGCCAGCGUCCUUACUUAGCUACCUCUGUAAACUGGAGCAGAACUACAGAACACCUGGAGCUUAUUCUCACUGUCUUAAAUAGUAUGUCUACAGGAGAAGGGAAAAGUGUGCAUUAACGUAACUGUAUGUUAAUUGAAUGAAAUUUUAUUCCAGAAAAUUAAUAAUUAUGUCAUGUAUAAGGCACCAUUCGAAAAUCCUAUAACUGGAGCUGAAAAGAGUUCAAAAUUGCUAAUCUGUGUCGAGAC